GAUAAGCUCCCCACGACCAAAACACGUCCCCUCCCUCUGCACGCUGUUUCAUAUGGCCGCGGAAGAGAGAAUCGACAGCCCUUAAAACAUGUCGAUGAACGAUGCACAGUAUCGCCAUGGGCCUCUCCGUCGCGCAAAUAUCUACCUGGAGGAAGAGAUACCCACGCACAUCAACCACUACAUCGAGAAUCGAGUUUUCAACACGCCAGAUAACGAUGGCAAUAGUCUACAACAGGCGUCUGAGAAAUUUCAGGGCAAAUCUAAGGAACUCGCCCGGAAACCAUCGGGCGAGGCGGAAUGGACGCACGCGCUACAUACAGCAAUUAAUGAUCUAAGACCCGCGGGGCUUCGGAUUGUACGCGAUAAUGACUGGCUCGAGGACAUGAAACCUCCAGUGCACAAUCCUCUGCCUCGCCCCUUGCAUGCAGCUGCAACCACUCCUGUAUUCAGCUUGGAAGAUCCCCGGCCUGCUAUAUGCGUCGGUCUGUCCGACGAGAGCUUAGCAGGGGCUCUUGAGUCCCAGAAGGGUCGCGUCGUCGCGCGAAACCUUUUAUUUGAUUUGCAAGACACGUCCAACUUGAUCAGUGACCCGCAUGUCACUUCCCUGGGCCUUCGAUUUCCCUUUCUAAUAGUCGAAACAAAAGCCGGCGCAACCGGAGGGAACCUAUACCAGGCGCAAAACCAAGCUGCGGUAGGUGGCUCAACAGCUCUCCAGAUCUUCAGAAAUCUUGUAGAUCUCUGCGACGCUCAGUUGCUGGAUCGGGAAAGUCAAGGAGAUACGGACCGGUUGGGGCCAACCCCGGCGUUGUCUGAUGAUGUGUUAAAUCUGGCUUUUUCGAUCACUACAGAGGGCCCGAUUCACGAACUGUGGGUUCAUUUUCAGCGGUCUAGGGAUGAAGACUUUUGUAUGGCUUGCUUGGGAACCUGGAGAACGACUCUGAAAGACGGAUCGCUGGAUUUCUUACGCCAUGUCUUGGCCGUGCUAAAAUGGGGAAACGGGGAGUUGAAAGAUAACGUUGUGGGUGCUCUGCAGGGGUUAUGA
Aspergillus steynii IBT 23096 is the source of this 1042-nucleotide messenger RNA. RefSeq lists its product as uncharacterized. NCBI's taxonomy places the organism in Eukaryota, Fungi, Ascomycota, Eurotiomycetes, Eurotiales, Aspergillaceae. The record is from RefSeq and is a predicted model, not a curated record. Bases 89 to 1042 code for a protein of 317 amino acids. The transcript is spliced from 2 exons.